Messenger RNA from Dioscorea cayenensis subsp. rotundata (Guinea yam), 588 nucleotides. Its product is annotated as auxin-responsive protein SAUR64-like. The transcript has a single exon. Lineage: Eukaryota; Viridiplantae; Streptophyta; Magnoliopsida; Dioscoreales; Dioscoreaceae. The record is from RefSeq and is a predicted model, not a curated record. Gene Ontology annotation, biological process: response to auxin. Bases 100 to 477 code for a protein of 125 amino acids.
CUUGCCCCCCCACCCUUACAACCUCUUCUAUAUAAACUAACACAUGGCCAUGAAAACCACAAAACACAGAAAAUUUUACAAGCUUGAGUUUAGUAAAAGAUGGCAAGAAAAUGGCAGAUUUCUGCAGCUCUUGGAAAGAGGAGGAUAUCUUCCGAUAGCGAUGCAUGUACUAGUAGUUCAUCGGUUGCCGACAAAGGCCAUUUCAUUGUGUACACAUUGGAAGGGAAGAGGUUUAUGGUUCCAUUGUCAUACCUUGAGAGUAGUGUUUUUAAGGAGCUUUUUAGGAUGUCUGAAGAGGAGUUUGGUUUGCCAAGUGAUGGACCAAUUACAUUGCCUUGUGAUUCAGUGUUUAUGGAGUAUUUGUUGUCUUUGUUGAGGAGAAGAGUGUCUAAAGAUGUGGAGAAGGCUUUGUUCCAAUCUGCCUGUUCUUUGGGUUCUGUUGGACAUUCUCAACAUGUUGCUGUUUGCAGCUUCUAAAUUUUUUAUUUUAUUUUUAUUUUUUAAAUGAGAUUUGAGCUUGUGAUCUCAUGACAAUUCUCAAUUGUUGUAUACUUUUAAAAAAAAUUAUUUGAUUUCUUCCUAAUGGGA